AGUCGCCAGAGAACUGCCGGUGAGACAGGUUCGCUAAGAAAAGAAAAAGGAAUAAAAAAACGAAAAAUGUCUCUGCUACCACUCCUGUUCUCAAACUGGUGGGAAGACCUUGAGCAUCCACACCGGCUCUUGAAUCAGGACUUUGGCCAUGGCAUUAACCCUGCUGAUAUCGUAAUGCCAAGUUUAGUUCCAAUGCACUAUGGACUACCUCAUCAUGAUCGAGGGCACAUUAUACCAAGAUGUCCGAGUGUUGGAUAUCACAGAUCCUGUUGUGGACCAAUUAUCCAACCUAAGGGCGGUUUCUCCACCGUGAAGGCUGACAAGAAUAAAUUCGAAGUUAACCUUGACGUGCAGCAGUUCACCCCUGAGGAAAUCAAAGUUAAGGUCGUUGACAAAUCUGUGAUCGUCGAAGGAAAACACAAGGAGAAACAGGAUGAACAUGGUUGGAUUUCACGGGAGUUUAUCAGGAAGUACCUGAUUCCUGAGCAGUGCGACAUCGAGCAAGUUGCUUCCAAGCUGUCAUCAGAUGGAGUUUUGUCCAUAACUGUACCCAGGAAGGAUAAGCCGCAGAUCGAAGGUGAAAGGGUCAUUGCUAUUGAGCAUACCGGGAAGCCGGCUGUUCUGGAGAAGCCUGUUGUGAAUGACACUCAGCAGAAUGGCGAGAAAUAAAUGUAAUAAUCAUUCAAUACGUUUUUUGUCAAUACUUUGUCACUCCCAAGUAUUAUUAUCACAUAUAAUCAGUAUCAAAUACACGAAAACUAUGUAUACAUAUAUCUCAUAUAUAUCAAACAUUGAAAAUUAUAUAAUACCUAUAAAAAAAUGACUAUUUGUUAGACUGUAGUAAUACUGUAUUGCUAAUGCUAUUAUAAUAUAGCUGUAACUUUUGGAUAAAUAUAUAGUACUCAUUUAUGCCUA
Molecule: messenger RNA, 915 nt
Organism: Cephus cinctus (wheat stem sawfly)
Lineage: Eukaryota; Metazoa; Arthropoda; Insecta; Hymenoptera; Cephidae
Product: protein lethal(2)essential for life
Exons: 2
Coding region: 67-669 (200 amino acids)
Biological process (GO): protein refolding; response to heat
Molecular function (GO): protein folding chaperone
Source: RefSeq, a predicted model, not a curated record